Molecule: messenger RNA, 3162 nt
Organism: Closterium sp. Naga37s-1
Lineage: Eukaryota; Viridiplantae; Streptophyta; Zygnematophyceae; Desmidiales; Closteriaceae
Source: the annotation of a GenBank genome assembly
AUGGCGGCCGUGGCGGGGGGGUCGAGUCCCGUGCACGGCCUCGUGUCGCUGCCCGACCGCCUUCACGGCCUCUUCGCCUCCACUGACUUUCCGCCUUCCGCCGAGUUAAACCCCAGCGCGCAUGACGCCGCCUCCCGCGCUGCUGCUCACCUACCCCCGUUACCCGCUGCGUCGUUGAUGCUGCCGCCACAGGAGCCACGAGCCGGAACCGCUGGCACGUCAGCUGCAGCUUCGGCGGAAGCGCGCUGGGAGAGCGACUCGGCAGCCACGCUCGCAGCGCCAUUGGCGACUUCGACGAGCGCGCCACUGGCCGCGGGGUUUGCGACAUUUGCGGGCUCUGGCCGUCACGCCGACGACAGCGCCUCGAGGUGGCGGAGGCGACUGGAGCAGCGCGAGGAGCCCGUGGCCGCAUCCAGCGGCGGUGCGCCGCCGUUCGCGGGGGGGCCAGGCGCAGCGUGGGCACUCCCCUCGGUGGGGCGGCUGGUAGCAGCGCAGGGGGCGGCGGGCGGUGGAGCGGACGUACUACAAGCUGCAAUUGCUUCAGAGUGGAUCCCCGCGGCAGCGGCGGCCGAGGACCUGCCGCAGGCGCUGGAGCAUGCAGGCGGGGGAAUGGAGGGCGCAUGCGGAGGCGGGGGAAUGGAGGACGUGGUGGGGGGCUGGGGCACGUGGGACACGGCGUGGGGCGUGAUGGGGAUGGAGGGGGGGUUGAGCAGCGGCGGCACUGGCGCGGCGGUGGAGAUGGAGAUGCGAUGCGCCGAGGAGCUGCUCAGACGCACCGCCAUGGUGCCCGAAGCCGAGGCGCGGGCCCUCGUCCCCCACGGCGAGGCCGCGCCGGCCAUGGCUUCGCGCGAGGGCGAGGCAACGGCCAUGGUGGGCGAGUUGGAGGCGCCGGAAGAUUGCACGCAGGGCGGGGGCAUGGCAGACCCGCCGUCGCACCCUCUCGGCGUCGCUGCAGCGCAAGCACCGCCUGCGUCUCGCGGCGACGCACCCUCUCCGGGUGCAGGUGCUGCCCCAGAAGUCGCCCGCUUCUCCCGCCGCAACACGUGGUCCGCAGCGCCGUUACCGUCGUCGGCGGACGCGGCGCUGAUGCAGGCGAUGGAGCUCGACCGCCUCGAGCACGACGCCGCCAUGGCGCGCCUCACCGCCAUGGCCGCAUCUCACGGCGCCAAUCGCGCCCUGCCUCCCGCCCCGCCGCUUGCUUCCACCGUCCUUUCCCCAACCGCCCCCAGUACCCGCCUUUCCGCGGCACCCGCUUCCGCUGCGCGCUCGAGUGACGCCAUUAUGACAGCUGCGCCUGCCGCCGUGCCCGCCGCCAUGGCUGACAGCGCCAUGGAUGCUCCCUUCCUGCCCGCCCUCGACUUCCCUUCGCGGCCCAAGCGCGCCAAGCCGCCCCACCAGCAGCAGCAGCAGGGGCAGGGGCAGGGGCAGGGGCAGGGGGCUUCUGUGAACCAUGAACUUCUGCCCGAGUCCCACCUCCCGCCUGUGCUACCCGCAGCUAGCGCUCCUUCCGCCUGCCCAGCAGCCGUCUCAUUGGCCGAGGCCUUCCGCAUGGAGGCGCUCCGAGCAGGAUGGGGUGCGGGGGAGGGGAAGAUGCGGAAUGAGGAGACGCGUGAGGGGGGGAUGAAGGAGAGGGGUGGGCAGGGCGUCGAGGCAUGGCAGGGUGGAGCAAGGGGAGGGCCAGCAGGGGGGGAAAGCGUGGCGUGUGGUGCCUCCAGCGGUCAGACGGGCACGCAGGGGGGCGCGUGUGAAGGGGACGGCGAAGCAGUGGACGCGGAAGUGCCUGGGGGCUCGGAGGGGCAGGCAGACGGGGAUGGUGGGGCGGAAGAGCGGGGGAGGGAGGCGGUGAUGGAGGGACCCGGCGGCAGCGCAGCAGCGGAGCUGUGCAACCCAGUGAGUGCAGCCGGGGGGGGCACUGCUAGUGGCGGGGGCGGAAAGUCAGCCCAGGCGACAGCAGCAGCAGGAGCAGCGUGUGCAGGGCACGGUGGAGGAGCGAUCUUUGACCCCUGGGCCCCCACGCGCACCACCACGUGCACCGUGGCCCACCUGCCGGGCAUUGCCCCAGCUGUGCAGGAGCUGCUAGCGCGGCGCUUUGCGGCCAACCAAGAGCGCUCCGCCCUGCCUGCUGUGGCGCCAGAGGUACAGCAGCUGUUUGCCCGCCGCCACACCGUGUCCGGCACUCCCUCACUGCGUCAUAUGGGCUUGCAGCACAGCCUGCCCCACCCCUUGCAACCACUCCCCUUCACCCUCCCACCCAUCCAGUCGCUUGAAGACCCUCUCCCUCUUAUGCCUCGCUCCCUCGCUUCCUUUUCCACAACUGCACCUGCUUCAGCAGCUGCCGUUGUGCCAUCUGCUCGCACGCUCUUCCCCUCAAUGUCACCCUUCAGCAGCACCACCCUGGGAGGGAGCUUAAUGCCUUCUCCGCCCACCACCGUGCCAGCGCCCUUCCCCUCGCCUGCCAUCCCAUCGCCGGCCACCUCAUCACCUGCCAUCCCGUUCCGCUUCCUCACGCCUCCCCUGACGCCCUCCUCACCUCCCCUCACCGUCACACCCAGAGGAGCCAUCAGCGCCGGUGCUGCCAGCAGCAGCAGCAGCGGCAGUGCAGGAGCAGCAGGGCCCUUUGCACGAUCAAGAGGGUUUAGGGGUUCAACAGGGCCAAAGGGGUCAACGGGGUCAAAGGGGUUGACAGACCCUUUCACUUUCCCCCCACCCUCUGCAGCGCUCCAAAGCGAGGCAGCACGGGGCAGCACGCUUCAUGCCGGCUCCAAGCGAAGCCUUUCCUCCUCCACCCUCCCCUCCAUCACUCUGCCUGCCAUCCCUCCCUUCCCACCCUCCGCCCCAAUCCAACGCCAAACCUUCCUGCCCCUGUCCGCACCUCCCCCUCCCUUCGCAGCCACGUCCUCCCUCCUCCCAUUCCUGCCCAACACCUCCACCACGGACCCCCUGCGCUGCCUGGGGUGUGGGAUCGAACUAGACCAAGAAAAUGCAAGGGAAGCCCUGGCUUUACCUGAGGGGGUGGGGCCGCCUUUGCCUCCCGGCUCGGAAAUGCUUGCCGGGCGCAUUCCGCGCGUGCACGGGUGUAACGAGUGCCUGCCGCUGCUCGUGCCCAGCUACUUCAGAAGGCGGGCAGCUGCGAAGAAGCACACUCCUAACAAGUCAACGUGA